CCCACCGAGAAGAGGUGCGCCAUUUUGGCUCAAACAAAGUCAGAAAUAUCGCAUCCCUGAUGAAGUGUUACAAAUCGUUUUCAUGAUAUUCUGUGUCAAAACUCCGAAGGGCAAAACUCUGGUUUCCACAAGUAAACAUUUGACGCCAGUGUAACUUUUUCUUGCUUUUAGACUCUCGUAAGUAGUUGGCUAAUAAUAAUGGGCAAAAGCUCUAGCUGAGCUCCACUGCCAGCCAAGCUAACUUAACGUUUGCUAAAUUUAGCUUUGCGGCUUGUUUUAACUGUGUGAAAUGGGCGGCUGCUCCGCUCCAAACUGCUCCAAUUCAACCAGUAUAGGCAAGCAGUUGUUUAGGUUCCCCAAAGACCCUGUGCGGAAGAAGAAAUGGGUCGUCAACUGUCGACGUGACUUUGAACCAACUCCUCACUCUAGACUCUGUCAGGACCAUUUUGAGCAGAGUCAGUUCGAGGAAAUAGCCAGGUCCCCAGCGGGAGGAAAGAAGCUGAAGCCCAAUGCUAUCCCCACUCUGUUCAGUUUUGGGGACCCUCUUUACCCUGCAGUCACCACCCCAUACAUCCUGCUACCGCUGAAACCUGAACCAGUGGAGAAGGAGCUGAAUUUUGGGGACCAUGGCUACGCUCGACGCAACCCUCUGCCCGGUACGGAGGAGGAGGACGCAGACAGGACAGGUGAAGACCAGCCGCCCUGCUCGCAGUGUUAUCUCCUCAAGAAACAGUUGGAGCAGGAGAUACAGCACACUACAAGGCUUCAGAAGGAGGCUGAGGAAAUGAAGAAGCGCCUGUAUCGUCUCGACCGGAUUGAGAAGGGCCUCCAGAACUUCCUGUACGAGGACCAGAUCAGGGCCCUGUCCCUCACCAAGCGAUCCCGCCGCGCCGUCUGGUCUCCUGAGACAAUCCUGAAGGCCCGAAAGAUCCGCUGUGCGGUCGGCACCAAAGGCUACGAGUACCUGAGAGAGAUCGGAUACCCGUUGCCUUCUUACAGGACUCUGUGUAACCGCUUGGAGACUAAGAUCAUGGUGACGACUGACAUGAGCUGUGAGGAGCUCGCAGAGCUCGGACUGGGACUCAUGGCCACAUGCGACAGUCCAGCAGAAGGUACCGGAGAAAACGAUGAGGAAGAACUGAUAGGGGUUUUGUCCUCGUCCUAGCAGUUUGCAGGAACUGCUAACUCUUACCAAAGGAAGACUGAAGGGAGAAUUUGCUGUGUGACACUUCUGCGGUUCCCUAACCUGGACGCACGUUAUGCUUCUCAUCUCAUCUAUGAAAUACUUACGCAUCAAUUAAAUGUCACCUUGUUGGGCUUGCGAUCCAGACCACGGCCAGUGUGUGAUGCUCAGGCCUGCUUUUAGGCUAGAAUUAUGCUUAUGGUGGUUCUUGCUGACCUUGAAUAUGUGAUGAGCAGUGUGUACCACAAAGCCUGUGACUAUGCAGCCUGUAAUUAAGAGUCAAAUUGUAAUAUCAGUAUGUUACAGCAUAUAUUAUAAUGUGGAGUUGAAGCAAGGUCUUCUUAACAAAUCUGACGACACCAUUUCUAAAUUAACAAAGCCUCGUUUUUCUUCGUUACUUUCUGUGGAAAACAAAAAAAAAAUUCACAUUGGCAAAUAUCAGACAACAUACACCUGACAUCCAUACAGGCAUAUCAGCCGGACUUUACAAAUACUUGGCUCAGAACCUGGUCAAUCUGUCGCCCAUGUUUAAGCUCCCACAGCAGAGCUUUCACAAGAAAUUCACAACUCCGUUCACAUGCACAGUAAAAGGCAGGGUUUGGGAUGUGGACGCCUCCCUGUACAUUAUGCAAGCUUUAUUUUUUUAUGACGUACAACCAAAAUAUUUGUCAUCCGAUGGGGUGGUGUGUGCAGAUAGGACAUAAGUGAAUGUCUGAAAUUGUGCAUUAAAUGUAUUCUGUGUCUUUUGCUUUCAACCCAUAUCAUUUUAAAAAUUCUGUUAUACAGUAAUUCCUUUUAUUGUUAUCAGCAAUAUUGGAAUAUAUGUUGCCCAUUUAGGUCAUAUUCACACAACUGAAAUAUUGGUUGUUAAAGAGGAUUCCAAAUCCCUCCACUGCUUAAUAACUAGUGUAAUUGUACACUAAAUACCUUGGCCGUUAUGUUUUGUUGACAGUUUGACCCAUGGCUUUGAAGUGAUCAGAUUUGCAGUGUAGUUUUAGUUACAAAGAAAGGUAUCAAGAAAUUCUCAGACCAGUCACAGUAAUUCAUGUGACGCUUGAAAAUAAAACGAAAGAAAUACCUGUUUCUUU
This is a messenger RNA of Mugil cephalus (flathead mullet), 2271 nucleotides long. RefSeq lists its product as uncharacterized. The coding region runs from base 290 to 1165 and encodes 291 amino acids. The transcript is spliced from 4 exons. Gene Ontology annotation, molecular function: sequence-specific DNA binding. The record is from RefSeq and is a predicted model, not a curated record. NCBI's taxonomy places the organism in Eukaryota, Metazoa, Chordata, Actinopteri, Mugiliformes, Mugilidae.